Molecule: messenger RNA, 1008 nt
Organism: Chaetomium fimeti
Lineage: Eukaryota; Fungi; Ascomycota; Sordariomycetes; Sordariales; Chaetomiaceae
Exons: 1
Coding region: 40-876 (278 amino acids)
Source: RefSeq, a predicted model, not a curated record
CCACUUACAAGUUACAACACACAUCCUCUCCAAGACAAUAUGCACACCCUUUCCCUCCUGGCCCUUGGGGCUUUCGGCCCUUUGGCGGCCUCGGCGGCCGAGUGCACUCGCGAAUUCCUCCAGACCAGCGCCGACAGCCUGGUGGCGGCACAAACGGCGGGCGACCCCAGCCUGCUCACGCCCGUCUCGGAGGCUCUCGACUACCGUGAGAACUUCGCCGAGGCAGAUUUCCAAGCCGGCAUCCUGACCACGGCCAUCACGAUCGACCACAGCCGGCACAGCCUCGACACGACGCAGUGCGCCACCUACACAGAACUCAUCUCGGCCACAGGCGCCGAGCCGUACGUGCUGGGCGUGCAGAUGUACUUCACCGACAACGCCGUCUCCAAGAUCGACACGCUCAUCACCACGACGGGCGACUGGCUGUUCAACGCCACCGGCACCCUGCACUGGGCCAGCCAGGAGGAGUGGGCCACCAUCCCCGAGGAGGCCCGCGACUCGCGCGAGGUCAUCCAGGCCGCCGCCGACGCCUAUUGCGACAUCUUCAGCGACAAGUCCGUCGAGGUCCCCUGGGGCUACCCCUGCGCCCGCCUCGAGGGCGGCGCCUACACCGGCAACGGCGGGCCCGAUGAUAAGUGUGACGUCGGCAUUCCCAGCGGUGUGGCGCUUACCGACCGGCGCUAUGUCAUUGAUGAGACUGUUGGUGCGGUUUCGGUGUUUUUGAGCUUUGCCACUAUCCCGGAUAGUCACGAGUUCCGUGUUGAGAAUGGAAAGCUGCGCUUUGUUCAUACUCUGACUGUCAUGAGUGCGAGGGGUAACGGUAAGAGUGCGGGUAGGCGCAGGGGCAGGGGGAUCAUGAGUCCUCCAUCGAAGUGAGGAACCAGGGGGGCCGGAGUGAUACAAGCCACAACCGGCUUAUAUCGCUCGGUUGGUUGGAGAGAUAGCUGUAUGCAGGUAAAUACAGGGAUUACACAGAGAUAUACACAUGAGACUUGAAAAGAAUGCAGC